UGCCCAGAAGAACAUAUAUCCGCACAGCGCGCCGUGCUAGCUAGCAAGCAUUCCUGGCUCUCCCGUCAAGCACCACGCACGCACAUCGCCAGGCUCAGGGCUCCUGCUGGCUUGCUCCCGGCCGAGCGCUCAGGAGGGAGGAGGCGAUGGCGGCCGUGUUGGACGCGUGGCGCAGCAAGAGCGCGGCCAUCACGUCGUGGUGCGUGUCGGCGCUGUGGAGCGGGCUCAGGCGAAGGCACCGGCGGACGGCGUACGCCCUCGGAGCCGGUGGGCUCAAGCUCAACUACGACGCGCUCAGCUACGCCCAGAACUUCGACGACGGGAGCUGCCCCGGCGAGUGCGAGCCCGACUUUACGGCCAGGUUCGCGCCCGCUGGAGCGCGGAGGCCGUCGAUCACUUGCUGUCCUUAGGAGAGCUAGCUCAUCGCUGUUUGUAGUUCCGGCCCGGCGUGUGUGGUGGUGGUGGUAUUGUUGUCACCUUCCAAGUAUGUCUCUCUCGCGUGCGUGUCUAGUUACUCUUGGUAGUAAUCGAGGUCAUGCUAGGUCUAUAUAUCUUGGCUGGAUGGGCGUGGGUGUGCGUGUGCAAGUAUUUAGAGUGGAGGAACCAAUAUUGUUUGAAUUAUGUCGACCGAUGAGCUCAAAGUUACUGUGCAUACUGCUUUUCACUAUAUUUUAGCUAAUGUAGUUCACGUGGCGUCUGGGUCAGCUUUUGUCUUA
Molecule: messenger RNA, 716 nt
Organism: Triticum dicoccoides
Lineage: Eukaryota; Viridiplantae; Streptophyta; Magnoliopsida; Poales; Poaceae
Exons: 1
Coding region: 147-410 (87 amino acids)
Source: RefSeq, a predicted model, not a curated record